Messenger RNA from Cygnus olor (mute swan), 2229 nucleotides. RefSeq names its product family with sequence similarity 83 member C (gene SACK1C). The transcript has 4 exons. Gene Ontology annotation, biological process: epidermal growth factor receptor signaling pathway. The record is from RefSeq and is a predicted model, not a curated record. NCBI's taxonomy places the organism in Eukaryota, Metazoa, Chordata, Aves, Anseriformes, Anatidae. Bases 323 to 2089 code for a protein of 588 amino acids.
GCAUGAAUCAGUUACAGGGAAAGGGAAGGAGCAGCUUGAAGAGAUGAUCUUCCUCCCCUUGCAAAAGGGAUACUCUAAGUCCCAGUUAUCAGGUGUGCAGCUGGCGGAGCUGCGAGAGGGAGCUGAGAGCCUGCUCCUCCCCUAGGGUGGGAGGCUGUACCUCGUGAUUAACUUCCAACCAGAGGAGUGGAGCUCAUGCUGAGUCCUGAAGGAACCUGUUAGGAGGAACUCAGGAGUGCAGGAAAGGGACAGAAAAUACCUGGAAUCAGCCAGAGGACUAACACGGCUGGAGAGGCUCUUCUUAGCAUCAAUAGCUCUGGUCAUGUUCAACUACCUGGCAGUAGAGGUGAGACCCCAGUUCCACCGCAACUAUGGGAGCCAGCAAGGGGUGUCUGGGCCACUAAGGAACCGCCUGGAGCAGCUGAAGAAGCCGUGGUGGAGGGAGCCCACCCCCCUGGUGCUCCAGCACAGUGAAACAGCCAGGCUUGCCGUUGACGCCUUUCUUGAGCAGGGGGAACGCGGCUACCUGAGUGCCAUCACUGAGGAACGGGAGCUGCCUUUUCUUUCCACACUGGACAUGGAAUAUAUGAGCCACCAGAGAAACCUAAGCUAUCCAGAACUCAACGCAAUGAAAGACAAAGAGGGUGACCCUGGUGAUGCAGAUACUGGAGACAGGUCCUCCCUCUGCUCCGAACUAACAUCUGGCACCUACUUCCCACUCAUGUCUGAUGUGCACCCUCCUGAGCUGGAGCUGGGGUGGCCAGGAAUCCCACUCCUCACAGUGUCUGGCCAGACUCAAGCCACUGUGAUUUUCCAAAGAAACAAAGCUAACAGCAUUAAGGAUUUGUUCCGGUCUCUGAUCAGCCGGGCACGGACGGUGAUAGCAAUUGUGAUGGAUCUGUUUACAGACAUGGAAAUACUGUGUGACCUGCUGGAGGCCUCAAGCAGACGGCAUGUCCCCGUUUACCUGAUCCUGGAUGAAGAGUACUUGAAGCAUUUUGUGGAAAUGUGCAAUAAAAUGGCUCUUACUCAGGACAGCUUCCCAAACAUGCGCAUAAGAUGUCUGAGUGGAGACACAUAUUACAGCAAAGCAGGCAAGAAAUUUGCAGGCCAGGUUCUGGAGAAGUUUAUCCUGAUAGAUUGCGACCAAGUUCUAGCUGGUACAUACAGUUUCACCUGGCUUUGCAGCCAAGUCCACACCAGCCUGGUGACCCACUUCCGUGGUCAGAUAGUUGCAGAAUUUGACAAGGAAUUUCGGUACUUGUAUGCAGAGUCCAAAGCAGUGACCAGCUUCUCUGUGUUGGAUCCCUUGUCUCAGAACACCUCAAAAGGUACUGAAUCCUUUCUGAAGCCCAUCCAGAAUGAUGCUGAAACCCUGAGUGCCUCCAGCAGCCUCUCCAAUGUAAGCAUCAGAAGCAUAAAAAUGUCUCCCUUUAUGAAAAACCCCAGCUACAGUGUUCACCAGGAGAAGCAUGAUUUGAGCCCUGAUUCUGGUGAUAAGAUGGGGAAGGAAGACACUUCUCUGAAGUCCACUUGCCCUGUGCAGCAAGGGGAACCACCAGACUCACCUAACAGUCCUUCAAAUAAGUCCACCUUGUAUCAUAAAUCAAAUCUCAUGACAGCAAGGACAUUUUUGCAGCUGGAGCCAUCCCCUGUCCUCAGCUCCAACAAACCUAAUUAUCAAGGGGAUGACAAGGCAAACAGCGGCCACUGCUCCCCAGUGACACAGGAGCAGACACCACAGUUCCUUUCAGAGGGUGCCAAUUGCACUGUGACAAGCACAAAGCAGAAAGAGCCUGCUGUUACCUCCAGGGAACCAACGGCAGAAAAUGAUAACUUUUAUGGGACAGAAAAAAGACAGGGUCUUGGACAAGGAAAAUUGGACCAGUUAUUACCGUACAACCAGCUCAAACGCACAAAAAAGCCUGCAGUUCCUUCCUAUGAUAAACUUACUGAGGACAUGUUGAUGGAAAAGAGCAGUGCAUAUGGGGCUGAGAAAAGAAUGACUCUUGGGCACAGUAAGCUGGAUCUGAUCACCAAAUACAACAAGUUAAAAUCUAAACACAUACACAGUCGGUUUGAACUCUGACCUGGUUCUCCCAGGCCUCGGUGUGUCCUUUGGUCUUAUUUUCAAGUGGUUGCUUUUCCCUACCAAUCAAUGUAUCUGGGGCUUGAAAUCAAAGUACAGGUGGCAAAUUAGUGUUGUUCCUAUCAAAAGGUGUUUGUGCU